This is a messenger RNA of Ipomoea nil (Japanese morning glory), 1936 nucleotides long. Its product is annotated as transcription factor bHLH62-like. Gene Ontology annotation, biological process: regulation of DNA-templated transcription. Gene Ontology annotation, molecular function: DNA-binding transcription factor activity; protein dimerization activity. The transcript is spliced from 9 exons. The record is from RefSeq and is a predicted model, not a curated record. Bases 264 to 1661 code for a protein of 465 amino acids. NCBI's taxonomy places the organism in Eukaryota, Viridiplantae, Streptophyta, Magnoliopsida, Solanales, Convolvulaceae. Gene Ontology annotation, cellular component: nucleus.
AGGCCCGGCAAAGCCUAUUAGCCCCACCCUCCCCUCGCCGCUCUUUCCGGCAACUCUCUCUCUCUCUCUUUCUCUCUCUCUCUCUCUGAUAAUGGAACCAAAAUGUCAAACCCCCCCGCCCGCACCUUUUUCCUUUUCGCCUAUAUAACUCUCUCCUCCACUUUCUCUCUUCACUUUCCCCUUUCGCGUUUUCUCCUCCAUUGAAGAAUCUCCUUCGUUCUCGCCUGUUUUUCUUUAAAGAAAACUCUCUGGGUGUUGUUGUUAUGCAGAAAGAUUACUUCUUUAAUGGCGGAGGAGCUCCGCCGCCACCUUUGCAGUUUGGGCAGGCGGCUAUGGCGGACUGGGGGUGUUCGCCGGAGCAGUACGGUCAAUUCUUGUCGCCGUUCGCCGCGGACAUGUCGGCGGCUUACGCUGAGAACAAUGAUAAUAACGUUAAUAAUUACAAUACUACUGACACUUCUUGCUUUACUACACCGGCGCCGCUCUCCGGCGGCGCCGGUUACGUGGAGAGGACGGCGGCGAAGCUCUCUUGCCUCGGUAGCCGGAGCUUUAACAGUAGAACGGGUCAAUUCGGGCUGAAAAACGGUGACUUGCCGUGCAGAUCUAAUGUUCAGUGCAUUGGGAAUGCAAAGCUGCCUAGAAUUUCGAGUAGCCCUUCUCUCAAGCAAGCUGGAUCUCCCGUGCAAAACAAGAAUUCCGGCCCGUCCCCGCCGGAAUUGGGCCCGGGAAACAAUACCCACCAAGAAUUCUCCCUCCCCGACCAAACUCCGACCGAAUCCAAUCCCAGAAAAAGAAAACCCAUUUCAAGAAGAGCCGCCGAGGAAGAUGAUGAUGCCAAGGGAACUGAAACCGAUGAUCAUUCACCUGCAAAGCGAUCCAAAUCAGCAGAAGAAGCUGGGAAUGACAACAAUGGAGUCAAAACAGAGGAACUGAACAAUACUGCUAAUGCCGGAGACGGCAAGCCAAACCAGAAGCCGCCGGAGCCACCAAAGGACUAUAUCCAUGUCAGAGCAAGAAGGGGUCAAGCUACAGACAGCCAUAGUCUUGCAGAAAGAGUAAGGAGGGAGAAGAUUAGUGAAAGAAUGAAGCUUUUGCAAGAUCUUGUACCAGGCUGUAGUAAGGUAACUGGGAAGGCACUCAUGCUUGAUGAAAUUAUAAACUAUGUACAGUCACUACAGAGACAAGUUGAGUUCCUAUCUAUGAAGUUAGCGACAGUGAACCCGAGGAUGGAUGUUAACAUAGACAGCCUCGCCCCGAAGGAUAUAUGUCAUCCUGUGUACCCUUUGGGUUCCUCAGCCCCAGCUUUUCAUGGUCAAGAACAGUAUCCACCUGAGCAGAUUCCUCACUUGCACACGAAUCUUGUGAAUGGGGCAGUAAGCCAACGCCCCGUGUACCCCCCGUUGGGUACUUCCCCGAGCCCGAGCCUAGGAAUGCAGUUCCCUCCCGGUGAUGGAUUUGGCGAGAAUCUCAAUCAGUUUCCUUCGUUAUUUGAAGACGACCUGCAAAGCAUUGUCCACAUGGGAUUCACUCGAAUCUCUAGCAAGGACACAUUAAACGUUCCUCGUACUCAUCAAACGAAAACGACGUUUCAAUCACAGUUCUUCCACCCUCGAUAUCAAACUCCACACGGAGAAGAGGCUAUUGUACAUAUGAAGAGAUGAUUCACUCGAGAUUGUUAUUCAUCAUAUCUGAUUUUUCUGCUGGCUCAUCAGCUGUUAGUGAUCUUUUUUUUUUUUCCUCCCUGCCCGGAUUUAUUUAUUAGGAUCUAAUUUAUAAUCUUUAGGGAUAGAAUUAUAUAUAUAUAUAUAUUCUUGUGCAGAGUCUUUUAACAGCAGCAUAUGUAAGAUAUUGUUCCUAUGUAAAGCAAUGCAAGAACAGAUAUGUACUGUGAACUCAACUCAUGAGCUUUCAAUGUCCAUUACUGUUUCUUCGACUG